Pyrgilauda ruficollis (rufous-necked snowfinch) is the source of this 1143-nucleotide messenger RNA. RefSeq names its product chromosome unknown C1orf162 homolog (gene CUNH1orf162). The transcript has 6 exons. NCBI's taxonomy places the organism in Eukaryota, Metazoa, Chordata, Aves, Passeriformes, Passeridae. The record is from RefSeq and is a predicted model, not a curated record. Bases 112 to 471 code for a protein of 119 amino acids.
GAUUCUUCUCACAAAGCAAGUGGUUAAAGUGGUGUGCUGGCACUUGGGGAGUUUUCCAGCAGCCCUUCCAUGGUGGGAGCUUCUCUUCCCGUCAGUUAAUGCUCUGAGAGAAUGGGAGGCUUUUCCUCAAAAGAAGCUCCAGUUGCACCAGAGCCCAUUUGCCCUACUACCACUGUCACUACCACUGUCCACACCCCUACACCUGAUUUCAAAGCUGCAGAAGCCAGAUGCUGGAUUAAUAACCAUGAAAUACUGUACGUGUCACUGGCCUUCAUCUCUGGCAUCCUCCUGACUGUCCUGGUUUUUGCAAUCAUCUUCCUCUUCAGGAAAAGUUCUAAAAGAUCCCACCAAAAUUUACCACAGGAAACUUUCACCCAGAGGGCAGCUGAGGAAUCUCUUAGGAACACCCAGAAUGAAGUGACCUACAGCACUCUGGUCUUCCAGCGGGGCAGGACACCACUGCAUCUGUGAUGAGGAAGUUCCAAAUGAAAUCAAAAUGGUCCCACUUUCUGGGCAUCAAAAGCCACGAGGACGUUACACCAAGGAUGUUACACCUGAGAAUGCCCCCAUGCCCUCUGUUACACAGCUCUUUUUGCAGCUGUGACAGGAAAUUGUCUCCUGUUCAAACUGGCUGCCAACAGCUGUGGGCAGAUGGAGUUUCUGUACAGGAUUUCCUCAUCUGUAGAAAUCCCCCUGCCCUUGUAAAGUUUCCGUUUGUGAGAACUACCAGAGAGAAGUGAGAAAUGAAAAUAUUUCUCUGCAUUGAUCCAUGUGUGCCCUUGUGUUUCCCUUUUCUGUCACCAACUCUAACACUUUCCGUAUUUUUUUUUUUUUUGAUUGCCAAGUGCUCUGCUUAGUAAUUUUCUGUUAUUGAAGUGAUGGUCAUGAAAUGUCUGGAUGCAAAUCUCUGCUUGCUGGUUGAGUCCCAUAAAAGAAAUGCACCAUCACAGCGUGACAACCAAAAUCUCUGGGAAUGUUCAUUCACAGACACCGUUCCCUUUGCGUGAGCAGGGAUGGUUUCCGGGGGGUGGCAGUGUCACAGCAGCCCGGGGCUCCCCAGGAGCAGGGCUGGAGGUGCCACCUGAUGGCAGCACCAGCCUGGGCUGGGGCUGCCCGGGUGCCCUGCGCUGCUCGGUGCCUGCA